AUGUCGGUGGGGUGGGGUGGGGCCACUGUAGCCAAGGAGAGCUGGAGGACGUCGCCGUCGGUUGAAGCUUACCGGAGUCCAUCCCGGGCGUCGUCGAGGACCGCCAGCACCCGCGUGGCUUCCAAACUGUUCAUGGCGCUGUCGGGGGGAGAGGUGGUGCCAGCGCGGGCGGGAAGGGGGCGAGGUGAUUGGCCGUGGGCAGUCCUGCCGACGCCGCGUUUGACCGAUUCAGUCCCCCUGGGCCUCAGGGUCACCGGCAAAGCGGGUGCAUUGAGGUGGGCAGGAAACUACGAUAACUGUUGUGCGCUAGUCGAGCUGGAGAGAUGGCGGACGAGGUUGCGCAAUUCGUCGCCGAUCGUUGAUCAAAUGGCCGUCAGAAAUGCAGAGGGCCUGCGCGGUUUGACGCAAACGUGUUUGCUGGAGUGCGCGCCAAGGGCGUGUGGUCUGCCAUGCAUCCCUGAGCGCCAACGUGGGGCUGCUCAUGUGUGCCGGGAGCAACUCGACGGGAUGACCGACCCACCUGAUGAUCUCAUGGACGGUCUGCAGCUCACAAUAGACUUCUUGGCCAAGGUGCACAGCGAGGCAUCCCGCAGUGCACAACAGCUGCAGGACAUUGUACAGGAGCAACAGGGAAUUAUCAGGGAGCUGGGAACAAGGGCUGCAGGAAAGCUCCAAGGUGGAAGAUCGCAAAAUAACAAGGUGGAUUCAGCAUCAGACACAGGCAUGCUUGAGUGUGAUGAGGAUCAGAACGACAGACUCCAGCAGAUCCUCCAACAUGCACAGAGUAUCAGGCAGAUGAGCCUGACAGAUGGAGACAGCACAGUAGGUUGA
Messenger RNA from Ostreobium quekettii, 831 nucleotides. The record is from the annotation of a GenBank genome assembly. NCBI's taxonomy places the organism in Eukaryota, Viridiplantae, Chlorophyta, Ulvophyceae, Bryopsidales, Ostreobiaceae.